AUGGCUGGCUCGGAUGAAGCAAACAGUCAUCCUGCAGAAGGCAACAACACCAGGAUUAAAAUCACUGGUGUCGAACUGCAAGCAAUGAUCACCGCAGCAGUUACUCAGGCGGUGGAUGCUAAAUUUAAAGAGCCAAGUGUUGUUCGGUCUCAAACUCAUUCAAAGUCCCAUUCUCAUUCUCAUACUCAUAAGAAAAGAGAAAAGGGAGCAAUCGAUUGCAUGAAAUGGUUGGACGAGAUGGAGAUUGUGAUAGACAUCAGCGAAUGUGCUAAAGAGGAUAUAGUGAUGUUUGUGUCACAAUCCUUCAAGGGCGAUGCCCUCACUUGGUGGAAAGCAUUAGUGCAAGCCACUAGGAAGGUUCCUUUGUACAAUCUUUCAUGGAACAAGUUUGUUGAUUUGGUUAAGGACACCUAUUGCCCUCAGCACGAAGUCGAACGGAUAGAGACUGAUUUCCUCACUUUAGUGAUGAAGGAUCUGGAUUGUAGAUCCUAUAUGACUAGCUUCAACUCAAUGUCAAGGCUUGUACCAUAUUUAGUCACUCCUGAACCCAAACGCAUUGCACGUUUCAUCGGUGGUUUGGCCCCUGAAGUAAAAGGGAAUGUUAAGGCCUCUAAGCCAGCCACUUAUAGAUCUGCUGUGGAUCUAUCUUUGUCCCUCACUCUGGAUGUUGUGAGGAGUAGGGCAAAGAAGGUUACCGAUGAAGGGAAGAGGAAAAGAGAGGAAGACAAGUCUCCUCAGUCAAACAAAAAGGGCAAAGGGAACUCUGGUUCCAAAAAGGGGCAGUCAAAUGAUAGGCCCAGGCGCAAGAUAUGUCACAAAAGGCACUUUGGAAAGUGCAACCAAGACCCACAGGCUAAACCAUGUGGGAUCUGCAAAAAGAAAGGGCACAAGUCUGUUGAGUGCCGAAAUAUUAAAGAUGCAACUUGCUAUGGUUGCAAUGAAAAGGGGCACAUCAAAACCAAUUGCCCCAAGAAUGCCAAAAAGCCUGAGGAGGCAAAGAAAUACAAUGCAAGAGUUUUUCAGAUGAACGCGAAGGAAGCGGUGAACGACGAGAACGUCAUAACAGGCAUGGAUUGGUUGUCGCAUAACCAAGCCCAAAUUUCUUGUGAUAAAAAGCUAGUUAUUAUCAAAACCCCUUCUGGUGAAUCUGUCACUAUUCAAGGAUAUACACAAUAUGGGUUGCCCAGCAACGUGUCAAUUCUCAAGGUAUCGCAGUGUUUGAAGAGCGGAUGUGUCAUUUACAUGGCACAAGUGUCUGUGAAUGAACCAAAGCCCAAGAUCGAAGACAUUCCAAUUAUUUCUGAAUAUCUUGAUGUCUUCCCUGAUGAAUUACCUGGAUUACCUCCUGAGAGGCAAGUAGAGUUCAGGAUAGACAUUCUCCCAGGAUCAGCACCUAUUGCACGAGCUCCUUAUCGUCUAGCACCUACAGAGAUGAAAGAACUCAGAACUCAAUUGGACGACUUACUGGAAAAAGGUUUCAUUCAUCCCAGUUCUUCGCCUUGGGCAGCUCCAAUACUGUAA
Messenger RNA from Helianthus annuus (common sunflower), 1521 nucleotides. RefSeq lists its product as uncharacterized. The record is from RefSeq and is a predicted model, not a curated record. Bases 1 to 1521 code for a protein of 506 amino acids. The transcript is spliced from 4 exons. NCBI's taxonomy places the organism in Eukaryota, Viridiplantae, Streptophyta, Magnoliopsida, Asterales, Asteraceae. Gene Ontology annotation, molecular function: nucleic acid binding; zinc ion binding.